CAGAAUCGAAAUUGUCAAAAACAAAUCAUAUUUCAAAAUCACAGCUUUUUUGUUUUGAAUGAAUGAAUCACAAUGAAAAACCAAAUAAUGAUUAUUGUUAACCUAAUUUUUAUCGUUAAUCAUCUAAUAUCAACGAUAAAUAAUGAAAAAAUUUUAGAAAAAAUUAGCUGUGAUUUUAAUGAUGGUACCCUUUGCGAUUGGAUACUAAAUACCAAUAAUGAAGAUGAUGGUGGCGGUGGUGGUGGUAACGGUGGAUCAAUUGCUCAAUUUCUACCAAUUUUCAAUCAUACUGAACUAUUUUUCGAUGAUUAUGAACAUGAAAAAAUACUUUUGAUACGAUCAAAUCCAAAAAUGGAUAUUGUUUCGAUUGAAAGUCCAACAUUAUUUACAAAUGAUCGUGAUUAUGAAUUUAGUUUUCAAAUUAAUAUGAAUUUUAUUGGUUAUAUACAAAUCGUUAUUCGACAACAACAAAUUGAAACACAAAUUUUAAAAAUUAAAGCAGAUCAUGAUCAAAAAUGGAAAACAUAUUCGGUUGGUCUACCCAAAUAUCACAAGAUGAACAUUUUAUUGGAAAUAAAAUUCUUGACCAUUAUUGAUCCAAAUUCUGAAUAUAUUGCUUUAAAUUAUGUAAAAAUUAUUGAUAAACAUCAUCAUAAAAUGGAUGAAAAAAAUGAUAAUUGUGAAUAUAAAUGCCUGAAUAGUAAUCAAUGUUUAUCAAAUCAAAGUAUUUGUAACAUAUAUAAAGAUUGUCCAUUUGGUGAUGAUGAAGAACAAAAUUGCGGUAAAUCGAUACAUAUUUUGAUUAAUUUAUUUGAUUUUGAUUUUUUUUUCGUUUCAUAUUCAGAUCUUUUACCGGCUGGUAGUUAUUGUAAUUUUGAUUAUGAUUUUUGUUCAUGGUAUAAUUAUGAUGAACCAAAUUCAAGUGGUCAAUGGAUUCAUUUAACAAAUAAUAAUAAUCAUGAUGAUAAUUCUAUUGAUUCCGGAUCAUUAGGUGUUAUAUUUAAAGGCAUUCAUAAAUUUGCAUUAAUAUCAUAUCUAAAAAGUCCAUUAUUUGAUUCAAUUCCAUCAUAUCAUUCCAUAAUUUCAUCAAAUUAUUUUAACAGUUGUAAGGUCCAUUUUUCCUACAUUUUUCAUACGAUAUCGAUUGAUUUAGCUUUGGAGCUUGAACCAUUUAUUGAUGAUAAUAAUAAUAAUAAUAAUAAUAAACAAAAACCAAUUCAAUUAUGGCGUUAUUUUAACAAUAAAUUAUCAUCAAAAUGGACAAAUGUUACUGUAACAUUACCAACAAAUUUUCAUCAACGUUAUUAUCUAAAAUUUGGUGCAGCAUUAGGUUUAAAAAGUACAAGUACAUUUGGACAAAAAGUUUAUGUUGCUAUUGAUAAUUUUAGUUUAACAAAAUCAUGUUUCGGAAUUGAUGUUCCCGAAAAUGAACGACGCAUUCCAUUAUUUAUUCCGAAAAAAGAACAAAUGGAAAAAUUUUUUACAAUUCCAAAAAAUAAAUCAAUCAAUGCUUUUACAUUUACCACUUGUGGUGCAUCAGGAAAUCAUGGUCCAACAUAUUCACAAUGUGAAUUAUUUUAUCUAAAUUCAUCAACACGUGCAGCUGUUUUUGAAAAAAAUAAAAAUCUUAAUCUAAAUUUGAAUAUCAAUGGUACACAAAUGUGGAUCGUACCUAAAACUGGAUAUUAUACAAUCAUUGCCAAAGGUGGAAAUGGUGGCCGUGGAUUAUAUGAUCAUCCUGGUGGUUUUGGAUCAUUAGUUCGUGCUAUAUUUCAUUUUCAAGAAGGUGAUACAAUUUUUUUAGUCAUUGGUCAUUCGGGUAAUGAUGUUUGUCGAGAAUCUACAAAAAAUUUUGAUCAAUGUAAAUAUCCACGUAAAAAUUCAAAUAAAAUAUCAAUCGGUGGAGGUGGUGGUGGAGCAACAUAUGUUUUCAAAUUAAAUCCUUAUUCGAAUUCUGUUGAAAAAUUCGAACCAUUGUUGAUAGCUGGAGGUGGUGGUGGAGGAAAUGGAAAAUUUGAUCCAAAUUUUAAAUUAUCAUCUGCUCAACAUGGUCGUGGAUUUGAUAUUUACAAUUCGGGAUUUCAAGGAAUUGGUGAUAGAUCUGGUGGCGGUUGGAAUAGUUCACCUUUUGUUCAAAACAAUCAAACUGGUCAAUCAUUAUUGGAUGGUGCUAUUGGUGGAUUGGUUUGUCCACAAUUAUCCGAAUGGAAUGUAACAGGUGGUUUUGGUGGUGGUGGUGGUGGUUGUCAAUCCGGUGGUGGUGGUGGUGGUUAUCAAGGUGGAAAUGUACGAAAACCAUUUGAUGCUGGUGAUGGUGGUACAUCAUAUGUUACAUUCAAUCAAUCAUUUUUACAAUCAUUUAGUAAUCCAAAUAUGUUAUCAUUAUCCGAACAAGAAGAAAUGAUUGCAAAUGGUUUUGUUAUGGUUAUACCACAAAUUGAUGAUUGUUGUAAUGAUGGUCAAUUUGCUUGUUUGAUAACCGGUGAAUUUCAAAAUUACAGUACAGAUAAAUAUUGUAUAUGUGGUUUGGAAAAAUUUCUACCUAAUUCUUGUAUAUAUGAACCACCAAGAUAUGAAAUAAUUCUUUGGGCUGCAUUAUUCAUCAUUUCAAUUGCACUUAUAUUGAUAACAUUCAUUUUGAUUGUGUUUCAAAAACGAAAUUCAAAAAAGAAACAAAACCUACAACGAAAUGAACCGAAUGAUAUGUAUCUUUUAUCGAAUAGUGAUUCAACUGAUUUACAAUUAAGUCGUUUAAGAAGCCAUAAUAUUAUUACUGAAUAUAAUCCUAAUUAUGAAUUUGGUGGAUCUACUUGUACGCUUGGUGAUCUUCCAGAAAUACCACGUGAAAAACUUAAUCUUGUCAAAGCUUUAGGACAAGGUGCAUUUGGUGAAGUAUAUCAAGGAUUUCUUCAUCAAAUGCCUGAUGAAAAUAAUGAUGAAUUACCUGUUGCUGUUAAAACAUUACCCGAAUAUUCAGCCAACAAACAGGCCGAAAUGGAUUUUCUUAUGGAAGCAUUGAUUAUGUCAAAAUUUAAUCAUCGAAAUAUUGUUAGAUUUAUUGGUAUUUGUUUUGAAAAAAUGCCAAGAUUUAUAAUUCUAGAAUUAUUAUCCGGUGGUGAUUUGCGAACAUUUUUACGUGAAAAUCGAAGUGUUGUAGAAAAACCAUCAACAUUAGUGAUGGGUGAUCUACUUGUGAUGGCUUUGGAUGUUGCUUGUGGUUGUCAAUAUUUGGAAGCAAAUCAUUUUAUACAUAGAGAUAUUGCAGCAAGAAAUUGUCUGCUUACAUCAAAAAUUAAAAUGAUUACAAAUACAAAUCAAUCAUUUAAUAGUGAUGGAAAAUUUGAUAUAAAUAAUUAUAAAAAUGGUUUUCAAAAUAGUGGUAUUGUUGUAAAAAUUGCUGAUUUUGGAAUGGCAAGAGAUAUUUAUCGUGCAAAUUACUAUAGAAAAGGUGGUAAAGCUAUGUUACCAGUAAAAUGGAUGCCACCUGAAGCAUUUUUAGAUGGAAUUUUUACAUCAAAAACUGAUGUAUGGAGUUUUGGCGUUCUUUUAUGGGAAGUAAUGUCGAUGGGAUAUUUGCCUUAUCCUGGAAGAGGAAAUCAAGAAGUAAUGCAAUUAGUUACAGCUGGUGGACGUUUAGAAUGUCCAAAUUCAUUAACACCAUCACAAAUUUAUGAUAUUAUGAUGCAAUGUUGGAAUGCAAGUCCUGAACUUCGUCCAAAUUUCACAAAAAUAAUUGAAAAUAUUGGUGAUUGUUUACGUGAUCCAGAUAUACUAAAUAUACCAUUGCCUAUAUUUCAUCGAUCAGCAUCAAUGGAAAAAGAUAAUACAUUAAUGAGACCACCACCUGAUGCAACUGAUUAUCUUAUACCAAAUAAUUUUGGUUCACAAACCAAUUCAAAUUAUAGUGUUGCUACGGAAAAAACCGAAUUAUUAUCACCUGAUACAUGUUCAACAUUAAGCUGUAAUAAUGAUGAUAAUCAUAAUCAUAAAAAUUUUGAUACAAUUAUUGAUGAUCAUCAAAAUGAUCAUACAAAUUUAACACAACAAAAUUUUGAUUAUUUAAAUCAACAAAAUCGUUUUAAUACGGAAAUUAUUUUAAAUCCAAAUAGAUUUAAUAAUCAAAAUCAAUCGGUUAGAUAUGUAAAUGUUAAUGUUAAUAAUUCUAUGAUUCAAACUAAAAACAUUUAA
This is a messenger RNA of Dermatophagoides pteronyssinus (European house dust mite), 4188 nucleotides long. RefSeq names its product leukocyte tyrosine kinase receptor-like. Lineage: Eukaryota; Metazoa; Arthropoda; Arachnida; Sarcoptiformes; Pyroglyphidae. The record is from RefSeq and is a predicted model, not a curated record. Gene Ontology annotation, molecular function: ATP binding; transmembrane receptor protein tyrosine kinase activity. Gene Ontology annotation, cellular component: plasma membrane; signaling receptor complex. Gene Ontology annotation, biological process: protein phosphorylation; multicellular organism development; regulation of neuron differentiation.